AUGGCUGUUCCAUGGAUAAGGGUGUUUCCACCAGAACCUAACAGAGGCUUUGGAUUUCACGAUAUUCCGCGCUUAUUACACAUGCCACCCGGAGAUUCUCGGCCUUUAACCUACUUCAUGCUUCUUUUUCCUGAGACACUUAUGAAGGAAAUUAUUCGACAUACAAACAGGUACGCACAGAAUCAUGUCCGGGGAAACCAGAACCUCAUCAGGCGUCAUGCAAGGGUCCGGUCAUGGAAGAAGAUCAACUUGUUAGAGCUGAAAGCCUUUCUGUCCAUAUUUUUCAAUAUGAGCAUUAUUAGAAAACCGUCGAUUCCGCACUACUGGAAUUCAACACUUCCAAGUCAACGUUCUGAUUGGUUCCAUCAGACGAUGGCGAGGAACAGAUUUCAAAACAUAUUGAAAUUCAUUCAGAUCGCUGAUUAUCAGCGAAGGGUUGGAAGAGAGCAUCCAGCGUAUGACCCCGCCGCAAGAUUCCGGCCUCUUCUCAACUUUGUCAACAGACAGUUCUUGCGAUUUAUAGUUCCACGGAGGGAGCUUUGCGUUGAUGAGUCAUUGGUUAGCACCAAAGGUCACAGUGUAAUGAGGCAAUACAUUCCCUCAAAGGCGGCAAAAUACGGUGUGAAAUUCUGGUUACUGUGUGAAUCGGCUUCAGGGUACGUGCUCCAGAUGUCCGUAUAUAGGGGCAGACAGUUUGACCCUACAACUCCUGGUCAACUACAGGGCACCAACGUAGUGCACAACCUACUGCAAGAAGCAUCCCUACUUGGCCGUGGUUACCAUGUGUUCUGUGAUAGUUUUUUCACAUCCAUGCAUCUUGGCCAUGUGCUACUGCAACAUCAUACAUAUGUGACAGGUACACUUCGGAAAACAAGACCGAUGCCCUUAACUAUACGGAAUGCUGACCCCCGGCCAGGGACUGCUGUGUACAUGAGGCGGGGCAACUUCCUAUGCGUAGCUUCUCGCGAUGCCGACCACAAAAAGCCAGUGCGGCUUCUGUCUACAAUUCUUCCUGCCCAAGACCUUCCAAACGGGCGGCCAAAAAUGGUUAUGGCGUAUAACCGUAACAUGGGUGCGGUUGAUAUGGAUGAUGGGUUAUUAAGUGUCUAUGGAAAACAGCGGAAAACCAAGAAAGUAUGGAAAAAUGUGUUUCUACAUAUACAGCAUAGAAUUAUGCUAAAUGCUUAUAUUCUUUACAGGGAGAACACUACAGACCGCCCCGUGCUGAGUCGACUACAGUUCAUAUUGCAGGUUGUCGAGUCCCUGUCUGGUCGCGAGCCGACUGUCUUGCCCAGACGUGCACGUCGGCAACGCCAGAUCCUGGUCCUACUACCUCCAGGAAAGGAACGGGAUUGCUGUGUGUGCUCUUCCCAUGUGCGGCACGGAAGUGGAAUACGCCGAAGGAGUAGAACUGUUUGUUCCCUGUGCAAAAGGGGACUUCAUAGACAAUGUCAGGAAAGGCACAACGCAUGUACAGAGAUAUAA
Molecule: messenger RNA, 1485 nt
Organism: Pecten maximus
Lineage: Eukaryota; Metazoa; Mollusca; Bivalvia; Pectinida; Pectinidae
Product: piggyBac transposable element-derived protein 4-like
Exons: 4
Coding region: 1-1485 (494 amino acids)
Source: RefSeq, a predicted model, not a curated record